Messenger RNA from Trichogramma pretiosum, 1528 nucleotides. Its product is annotated as torsin-1A-like. Bases 173 to 1276 code for a protein of 367 amino acids. Gene Ontology annotation, biological process: cellular response to misfolded protein. The record is from RefSeq and is a predicted model, not a curated record. Gene Ontology annotation, molecular function: ATP binding; ATP hydrolysis activity. NCBI's taxonomy places the organism in Eukaryota, Metazoa, Arthropoda, Insecta, Hymenoptera, Trichogrammatidae. The transcript has 4 exons.
CCCGUGGUGACUCCGAUUGAUAUAUAUCAGUAAACCAGUGUUUCGAAUCGUACAAAUAGUGCGGCAGGAAUCGAGUGUCUUGGUGUAUAUCGACGGUUUUUUUUUUUUCAAUUUAUUCACUCGGAUCCGCUGGGGCUAUUAUGACAUUUGACUGACAGGCAGCGAAUCGAGAAUGGCGCGAUUCAUCGUCGUUCUAUCGUGCUCGUUGUUGUUGUUGUUGCUGUUGCACGUCAACGAUGCACGAGCAGAUUUUUCCGAGGUUUGGGAGUCGGCGACUUCCGCGGCGAGUUCGAUUGCCAGCUACGUGGAGGAGCUGGCCGACGCUACGAUACACUCGGCCAAGGACUAUUACUGCCAGCACUCCGAGUGCUGUGGAGUCGAGGACGUGCCUUACAAUUUAAAUAGCCUUAGAUCGAUGCUGUGGACAAAACUGUAUGGUCAGCACAUAGCAUCAGAAGUAGUUUUGAAUGCAAUCAACAGUCACAUCAAGUCUUCCGAUAAGCCACUUGUCUUGAGUUUUCAAGGUACCAAUGGCGUUGGCAAGAGCUUUGUGUCAAAGAUGAUUGCUCGUGCAUUUUACAAGAAAGGAGAAAAGAGCAAAUUCUUCCAUUUCUAUUAUGGUCUUGAGAACUUUCCCAUACAUGAAAAAGUCUCAGAAUAUCAAGUGCAAUUAAAAUCUGAAGUAGAAGCAGCCAUAAACUCAUGUGAAAGGUCACUCUUUGUUUUUGAUGGAGUCGAUUAUAUGCCUCCUGGUUUAUUGAAUAUUUUGAUGCCUUUUAUUGAUAGUGGAAAUUAUGGCGGUAAAUCUAAUAAAAACAAAUCCAUCUUUAUAUUUAUGACCAACAGAGGAGGUCUAGCAAUACAAAAUCAUUUGCUUUCAAAAUAUGAAGACGAUCUAGACAGAGAAUCUACCACUCUUCAAGACUUUGAAGACAUUAUCAUGACAAUAACGCUGCGUCAAAGCGGUGGAUUUUAUGAAAGUGCCAUGAUUCAAGCUGAAGCUAUUGAUUAUUAUGUCCCUUUUCUGCCUUUGGAAAAACAUCACGUUAGGAACUGUAUUCACGAUGCCUACAGGGCAUUGAAUGUUACACCUACUAAUGAUCUCAUUGAAAAAGUAUUCAGUGAAUUGAGAUUUGGUCCUCCACCACAAAACAUUUUUUCUAAUAGUGGUUGCAAACGAGUAGAACAAAUUACAGGAAGAAUGGUGGCAAGAUUACAAUUUGACAAAGAAUCUUCUAGCUUAAUUGACACACAAACUUCCCGAUAUGAAUUAUAAUUGUAAAUAUAAUGUUAAUGUAGAUAAUAUAAGAAUUAAAAAUAAUAUAUUGUUAAAACUAACAAAUAAUUGUAGACUGUGCUUUGUCUUUAAAACUCGAAAAAUAAUUGAUUGUAAAUAUUUAUCAAUUGAGCAUUUGAUUUGAUUUAUAUUGUAUUGAAUUUGUGCUUCACUAGAUCUAACAUUACUUUACAUAAUGCUGUGAACUCUGUGAAAUCCAUUGAUUUUAUUUAUUCAUUGUAAAAUUAAUAG